GCGUUUUUGCGAAUCCACAUCGUCAAAAUCUUGACACGUCGCGGCUACGUUUCUCAUUGCACUAGGCCGCUUUUCGAUACCAUUUCCAGCACGAUUGAGACGUCUUUCGCAAAACCAGGCGCACCAAAGUGUUCAGUUUGUGUUCCCGUGCAAAUAGUACAGUUUAAAACUAGCAGGUGAAGAUGGUCGACAGUAAAAAGCCUUGGUUUACAAAGGAGGAAGAGCUGUUGCUGCAGGACUUCAGCCGGAACGUGAGCACCAAGUCGAACGCCUUGUUCUACGGAAAUGCCUUCAUCAUUUCGGCUGUUCCGAUUUGGCUUUUCUGGAGAGUACAUCAGAUGGAACUGCUCUCGUCGGUUAUAUUUUUCGCCAUCGUGACAGGCCUGUGCACCUAUCUGAUGGCGAUGGCUUACCGGAACACCAAGUACGCGAUUAAGCAUAAGAUUGCUAACAAGCGCGAGGAUGCCGUUAACCGUGAAAUGACCGCUCUGCUGUCUGACGAUAAGAAAAUCAGCCGCAAAGAAAAAGACGAGCGUUUCCUGUGGAAGAGAAAUGACGUCGCCGAGUACGAGGCAACCACUUUCUCGAUCUUCUACAAUAACGCGCUCUUCCUGGCGGUGGUUAUCUUCGCGAGCUUCUACCUGCUGCGUUCGUUCACGCCUACCUUCAACUACAUACUAUCGGUGGCCGGUGCCGGAGGAUUAAUGGCUCUUCUGUCUACUGGAAAGUCAUCGUAAGCUAAGAUCUCGUAGCAGGAUCACCUAUAGAACCAGUUCUGUUUUUUUCUUACUCGUUUGCUGUAGAAUUCAAGACUUACGCAUUUAGGAUAAGCAGACAGAAUUCACCGGCAGUUUAGAUUAGCAAUCAUUCAUUUACAAAUGUUUUCAUCGUUGAGGGUUUUUCGAAUUUUGCAGAGAAGUCCUAACAUGUGGAAUGCAAAUUUCGGCAUUUAGAAUCGCUCGCAAUAAACGGUAUAUUGUGAAACAAAUA
This is a messenger RNA of Topomyia yanbarensis, 990 nucleotides long. RefSeq names its product translocon-associated protein subunit gamma. Bases 183 to 737 code for a protein of 184 amino acids. The transcript has 2 exons. The record is from RefSeq and is a predicted model, not a curated record. Gene Ontology annotation, cellular component: endoplasmic reticulum; membrane. Gene Ontology annotation, biological process: SRP-dependent cotranslational protein targeting to membrane. NCBI's taxonomy places the organism in Eukaryota, Metazoa, Arthropoda, Insecta, Diptera, Culicidae.